Messenger RNA from Morone saxatilis (striped sea-bass), 7087 nucleotides. It is a transcript of the gene vcpip1, whose product is annotated as valosin containing protein (p97)/p47 complex interacting protein 1. NCBI's taxonomy places the organism in Eukaryota, Metazoa, Chordata, Actinopteri, Moronidae. Gene Ontology annotation, biological process: protein ubiquitination; protein K11-linked deubiquitination; Golgi reassembly. Gene Ontology annotation, molecular function: cysteine-type deubiquitinase activity. The record is from RefSeq and is a predicted model, not a curated record.
UAGUCACGUUUAGCAACGGUCAGUCGCUAAAGAGAAAAAACAGCCGCUUCCGUGUUGUUCUUGUGUUAUUCUGGUUAAUAACUCUCGGUACCGGAGCCGAAGCUCGUCUGACAGCCCCGCCGGACUCCGACUAUCAUGGUUCUGUGAAGCUGACACACAGUUUCAGCCUUUUUCGCGCCGAAAUGUCUCUGCUGCAGAGCUCCAAGAAAAAAGACAAGCGCAUUUUGUCCGGUACCUGCCCGGACCCGAAAUGCGAGGCGAGGCUGUUCUUCCCCGCGUACGGCUCCGUUAGCAUCGAGUGCACCGAGUGCGGCCAACGCCACGAGCAGAAGAACCUGUUAAACGUGGAGGAGGUGACCGAUCCGGAUGUGGUGCUGCACAAUCUGCUCAGAAACGCCCUGCUCGGCGUCACCGGGGCCCCGAAGAAAGGCACGGAGCUGGUGAAGGUGAUGGGGCUGUCCAACUACCACUGCAAGCUGCUGUCCCCGGUGCUCACCAGGUACGGCAUGGACAAGCAGACCGGCAAAGCCAAGCUGCUGAGGGACAUGAACCAGGGCGAGAUGUUCGACUGCUCGCUCCUGGGGGACCGGGUGUUCCUCAUCGAGCCGGACCAUGUGUCCACCAUGGGCUACGGCAAGGACCGGUCCGGCAGCCUCAUAUACCUGCACGACACCCUGGAGGAGGUGAAGAAGGCCAACGGCAACCGGGAGUGUCUGAUCCCGGUGCACGUGGACGGGGACGGGCACUGCCUGGUCCACGCCGUGUCCCGGGCGCUGGUGGGCAGAGAGCUGUUCUGGCACGCCUUGAGAGAGAACCUGAAGCAGAACUUCAAGCAGAACCUGGACCGCUACAAGGCUCUCUUCCAGGACUUCAUCGACGCCGCGGAGUGGGAGGACAUCAUCAACGAGUGCGACCCGCUCUUCGUCCCGCCCGAAGGCGUGCCGCUCGGGCUGCGCAACAUCCACAUCUUCGGUUUGGCCAACGUCCUGCACCGGCCCAUCGUGCUGCUGGACUCGCUGAGCGGCAUGAGGAGCUCCGGGGAUUACUCGGCCACCUUCCUGCCGGGCCUGGUGCCCGAGGAGCAGUGCCGCGGCAAAGACGGGAAGCUCAACAAGCCCAUCUGCAUCGCCUGGAGCAGCUCGGGCAGGAACCACUACAUCCCUCUGGUGGGGAUCAAGAACACGGCGCCGCCCAAGCUGCCGGCCCGGCUGCUGCCGAAGGCGUGGGGCGUUCCUCAGGAGCUCAUCCGGAGGUACGUGAAGCUGGAGCCGGACGGCAGCUGCGUGAUCGGCGGCGACCGCAGCCUGCAGGACAAGUACCUGAUGCGCCUGGUGAACGCCAUGGAGGAGGUGUUCAUGGAGAAGCACAACAUCCACCCGGCGCUGGUGGCCGACGUGCACCAGUACGUGUACCGGCGCACCGGCGUGAUCGGCAUCCAGCCCGAGGAGGUGACGGAGGCGGCCAAGAAGUCGGUGCUGGAGAACCGGCUGCACCGCUGCCUGAUCUGCGGCGCCCUCUCGGAGCUCCACGUGCCGCCGGAGUGGCUGGUUCCGGGCGGGAAGCUCUACAACUUGGCCAAGUCCACUCACGGACAACUGCGGCCCGACAAGAACUACAGCUUCCCCCUCAACAACGUGGUCUGCUCCUUCGACCCGCACAGAGACGUCCUCCUGCCCGACUAUAAACUCAGCUCCCUCAACGCCUGCAACUGGUGUCACGGGACGUCGAUGCGCCACAUCCACGGCAACGGGUCGGUGGUGUACCUGGACGGGGACAGAACCAACACCCGCUCGCAGGGCGGGAAGUGCGGCUGCGGCUUCAAGCACUUCUGGGAGGGGAAGGAGUACGACAACCUCCCCGAGGCCUUCCCCAUCACGCUGGAGUGGGGGGGCCGCGUGGUGAGGGAGACCGUGUACUGGUUCCAGUACGAGGCCGACCCGGCGCUGAACAGCAACGUGUACGACGUGGCCAUGAAGCUGGUCACCAAGCACUUCCCGGGGGAGUUCGGCAGCGAGAUCCUGGUGCAGAAGGUGGUGAACACCAUCCUGCACCACACGGCCAAGAAGAACCCGGACGAGUACAACCCGGUGUCCAUCGACGGGGCGCACGUCCAGCGCCUCACCGACGCCGAGGAGACGCAGCCGGCGGACCCGCAGCCGCCCACCAAGAUCAUCCUGACGGGUCAGAAAGCGAAGACGCUGCACAGAGAGGAGCUGACGAUGAGCCGGGCCGAGCGCAGCGUCCAGCAGAGCGUCAGCGAGCAGGCGGCCGUCACGCAGCGGCGCCGCACCGACCGGCUGAAGCAGGAGCAGACGGGCCGCGCUCGGACCUCUUCGCCCGCCGGAUCGCCGGAGACCUCCUCCUCCUCGUCGGCCCCGGCCACGCCCACCAAGUCCUCCUCCUCGCCGUCCUCGUCCAAUGCGGCGGCGGCGGCGGUCGGCAAACCGGACGGGAAGGCGGAGGAACUGGAGGAGAUGGAGAGUCAGGACGCCGAGCAGAGCAACGCCAUCGAACCCAUGGAUCACUCCUGAUCACUCCUGACCCCUCAGCGCCCCCCCGCCUCGCCUCGCCGGCACCUCUGGGUCAGAACGCCUCAGGUCGGAUCCUAAAGCUUUGGUCUUCAUCGUGUUUCGUUGUCUUUACUGCAUGACUAAAGAGCGAGCCGACCGGCCUCGCCUCGCCGCAGACUCGGGGUGGGACGACGAGCCGUAAGGCGAUAUAUUGUGACACGCUCUCUGCGAUACAUCAUCGAUAUCACAGCGGCGUUACCGUGUGUUUGAACUCUAUGCACUCUCUCUUCUCAGCUGUCCACUUCUCAAUGCAGUAAGUAAUAAACACCUGAUGGAUUCCUGCUUUUUGAGAGAAUUAUUUUGCCUCUUUUAGGAUUUUUCUCCUCCGUUGAUGAUGUAUCGUACACGACCGUCUUGCAAUACAUCGCAGAGUCGCUGACAGGGUUUGUACCUUUCGUCCCUGCGAGUCCCACCUGCAGACGUCCAACCCUCUCGCUGUAAACGCACUGAUGUCCGCGGGCGAUAAACACCAGCUCGGGUUCACGUGCGAGCUGCAUUCCUGUAGAUAGAAGAAUCCUCUGAGUCUUAACCCGCCACCAGGAGGACAGCUGCUGCUCGCCAACAUGCUUCCAUCAAAGUGCACCGGCUUCUGUACGCAUCAGCGCCUUCAUCGCCACAAUCUGCCCGUCCGCCCGCCUGUCUGAGGACGGGAGAACACUGCGUUUGCUUGACUGCAGCCCCCCCCCCCCCCCCAAGCCGACAGUCACCACUUACAUUUAAUGCUCCUGUUUUCUGAAACGCUGAUGUGAAGCACCUGAUCGAGCUCCAGAACAGCUGCCGCCUGCAGGUACAGAGUGUUUGUUCGAGGUUUAAGCCUCGACAUUAUUAACCUCUGAUACAUCACGUAUCUGUCGGCUGUUUGAGGUUUACACAACUCCUUUAUAACCACAUAUAAUCUAAUGAUAACUAAAGGAUAUUAAACCUUGAGAAGUUGUUAACUGGUGCACAGAAAUAAUCACUGUAGUUUGAUGUGGAAGCAAAUAGAAGACAUAAGCACUAACAUUUAAACACUCCUGAAUUUAUACUUUGAAAACCAUCUGUAGUGUUUGUUCUGAAUUCUCCUCUUUGACAUUUUCUGAAUUUCAAGAAGAAAAAAAAGUUUCAGAUUCGAUCGUUAAAAAUUAGAACGAAAAUUUAAAUUUCGAUGAGUCCAACUGAAACUUUCGAUGAGUUUAGUUUGUUUUAUUUAAACAACAACAAGUUUCAGUUCAACAGGUUUCUUGGUCACGUGACCGACAGGCCGAGCUCUGAUUGGAUCUUAAUUUGUGAACACUGAAAAAUAUAUAUUUAAAUUUAGCUUUUGAAAAUUUGUGAUGAAUUCAAAACAAAGUAAAAUAUUUCAGUGCUCUGAAUUCAGUGGUUGUUAAAAUGUCAGUACUUCUGUCUUUUACAUUUUACACUAGAAAGUGUUGAACUUAACUCACAUUUAGAGGGAAAUAAAUCAAAUGUUCAUUUAUAAAAAUCUUCAGAAGUGUGUCUGUAACACUCGUUACCUGCAGUCGGCACAAAGCUCUUCUACAGCCUCUGAUCCACCUGCGUUUCUUUCUGAAAGUCCAUCUGAAAACCCGAAACACCACAAAGAAAUAUAAAAUGUACUGAAAUGGACGUUUGAAUUUAAACAGCUGAACAAAAUAAAAUGAUCUUUCCCAGAGGAGCACUUUGAAAGCAGCGGUGGAGCUGUAGAGGUGGAAUACCUACAGAAGUUUCUCUUCUCAGAUUGAUGUUAUAAUUUGGAGAGAAACCUCCAGAACUUUUAGAAACUGGAAGAAAACAUCUUUUUUUGUGUGGAAACAAUGAAAGCUGAAGGUUUAAAAGUGACUCCAGCUGUGAGUAAACAGCUGCCUCUUGUGGAGGAUCUCUUAAAGUGAGUUACAGAGCGGAUGAAUGAGGUGCUUCACAUCUAAAAAACAAAAAAAACCAAAAACACACACAUUAGUGGAUCACGUUACUAAAAUGCUAAAGAGUUUCUUUAGUCAAAGAAAACUCAUCAUUUAUUUUCCUUUUCUUUCAAAGUGACGUUUACUGUAAAUGUUGCUGAAAGCAGUUAAAGUCGGCCAGUGGAAAGAGAGAGUGAUGAGAGAGUGAUGAGUGAGUGAUUGCUCUGUUGAAAACGGCUGAAAGCUUCAUGAGGUUUUUAUUUUAUUUUUGUGUAAUGUGAUCUUUACCGUCAUUGGUUGAAACUUCCCAUUUAAAAGCAGAAUGUGGCCAAAGAUGAACCAGGUUCACUGAAACGUACGUGGAGCUGAUAUUUGGUAAAAAGCUGCUGUCCUAUGCAAAAGAAAAUCUCACCGAACUUCCAAAAAGAAAACAACAACACAAAAACCUAAAUCUAUAAAUAUAUGGACGAGGAUUAGAGCCACGUGUGGGAAAUAAAGUUUGAAGUUUAAAAAUAGUCUGAAUUCUGAAGUUUUGUGAGUUCAGAAAGUGUUUCCCUCAUAAAGACUCUCUGCGACUGUUUUCCCAGCAUCCUUUGUGGCUUGUGUCAUUACAGCGACCCCCUUUUUAGCUUUGGAUCGAGUUUUAUUCGAACCGCAGGCUUCAGGAACUGUAAAAGGAACAGUUCGGCAUUUUGGAAAACAUGCUUAUUCUCCUUCGAGCUGAGGGUUCAAUACUCUCAGGUUACCACAGAGGCCAGAAGGAAACGGCUAGCCUGGCUCGUACACUUGUUUUUGUUCUUUCAUGCUGAUCCUAAGAUUUUAUGCUAAGCUAAGUGAGCCAGCUGCUAGCAGUAGCCUCGUAUUUGUGGUGUCAAUCACAAAUAUUUCCCAAAAUGUUGAACUGCUCCUUUAAAAUGGUUAAAGGUCAGUUUACACUUUUGUUGCCAACAGUUUUUCCACACCUGCUGGAGGAACUGAUCGUCAGGCCUUAAAAUCUGCUCAUUUUGUAAAUUUAAUUAGUUUGACAUUGAGGUUCUUUAUUGUUUUACUUUGAACUGUGUUCCUUUUACCUCAAACUCCAUUUAUUUGAACUUUAAAUGACCUUAAAAAUCUCUACGUUCACACUGCAGACACAAGGGCCCAAAUCUGAUCUGAUUUUCAGUGUAAACAACACAAAUCACAUCGACUCUGCUCUUUUCCAGUUUCCAGUUUGAGACUUCUUCAUUCACGAGACUACAGAGUUUCUCAAACCACGUUCACCCUCAGGAAGUAUUACCACCGUUAUGACCGAGGUUAAAAUACAGCAUCGACUUUAUCUCACAGGAGGCAGAUUUAUUCAUCACAAGAUUAUUUAUUGUUGACUCUUGUUAACUCCUGAACAGAACCGGUUCAAGAACCAGAGCUGAUUUUGUGUAAAAUGGGUCCACCUGUCCCGUUUGGAGCCACGUCGUGUUUUUGAAGCAUUCAUCUGACCUCCGCCCUGUAUCUAAGCGUCACAUUUUAGCUCCUAACUAAUCACGGAUGUGUGCGUGCGCUGCGUAGCAGACUGAUAUUGAAUCUAAAUAUUAAACAAAAUGCAAAACUUAUUUGAAAUGUUGCAGUGCUUUUUAAAUUAUUUUAUUCCAUUUUAUAAAAAUAUUUCAGAAAUUCCUCCAUGAACGACUAGAGGGUCGCGGACCAUAGUUUGAGAACCACUGCUCUAGAGUCACUCUCGCUUCCACUGCACAUCAACUUAUAAAUGAAACUGAACACGUUGCCUUCAGUGGCGUCCACGUUUACUUGACGUCUUAAAGGCCGAUCAUCUCGUCUCGUCUGGCGUUCGCUCUUCUCACGUCGCGUUUAAGUUUUUAGACGCGUAUAAAAGUUAAAAAACUGUCAACUUUUCAGCCCGUGGAGUCGAACCGUCACACAAUCAAAUCAAGCACGAGGCGGGCUUUAUUACUUCACUACGGCCUGUUUUGAUGACGUUUUGGUAACUUGGUUAUCUUGAGAAUAAAGUGGGGAUAAAGUACACUCGGUUAUCACUUCUUUGAAAUAAAGCUGGAGUUUACUCAUCAUUUUUCUGUAAUUAUAGUUCCGGACACGAUAUCAAAGAUCCACAUUUCAGAUCUGAGCGCUACGGCUCGCAGUGUGAACGUAGCUUUUGUUUUGACUUUUGUGUUUUUUUUGGCGAAAACAAAUCUCAGUCUCAAAAUGUGAAUCACAGUGUCUUCGUUUUUUUCCGGUUCUCUGAGGUUUAUUUUGCCGUUGAGGUGAACAAAUGUAAAAGAUUCAGCACUUUGUUGGAGGGAAAAGAGGGAACGUUAGCGUAGCAUGCUCAUAUUAGCUUCACGUGAAUCAUCAUCAGUGAGUCGUUCGGUCGCUCGGACGAAUCAAAACACUGCUGUUACGGACUUGAAGUUUUUCUUUGUGACUGCUGUACUAAUGACAUGAAUUGUAAUCCAGUUGUAUAAUAGUAUAUAUUGUAGUAUAUUUGGACCUGUACAGAAACUACAGAAACACAGAUUGUUCAGUUCCUUCAGUUCUUUUUUGUUAACUUCUCUCUGGUUUGCUAAUAAAAUAUUGAUGAUACACGGCUUCGACAUCGCUGUUUGCAUGUGUGACGAAUUUUCAACCGCAACAAUAAAAUCACUUCCUUCA